AUGCAAAUAAUUGAUAGAAAUUGAACCGGGCUUUAACAAUCGACUAAAAUAUACCCAACCGCAUUAUUUAGCUUGCACGCUAGGACUGCCAUUUUUGGGUCCGCGUAGCUAGCAGCUAACGAAGUUAGCUUGCCAAUUUAGUUCCUGUUUGGGAUUAGAUCGCGUGGGCUACAUUUCCUGGCUAACCUCAAAAAUACGUCUGGAUACACAGGCGAGUGUAACUGAAUUAUUUAAUUACAAAAGCCAAUGUUACAUCUCCGUAUGCUUUAGGUUUAAAAAAAAAAAAAGUAAUUUGUCGCUAUAGUUCAAUGGUAAAAGGAAAUCCCGCCAGUCUCAACCCUUCCUCUCGACAGGCCGUUUGCUUGAACCCACGUCUGCCUGCCUCAUGGGCUUAGAAGCUGAGAAGUUGCCGUAGGACAACUCAUCACCAUGGAUGGACAAACCCAGAGGAUACAGUUGGUUUCAGCAGAUGGAGGGAUGGCCCUGGGACAUCGAAUACAGAUUGUGACAGAUCAGCAGACGGGACAGAAGAUCCAGAUCGUGACGGCGUUCGAUCAGUCCCCUGCUGGAAGGCAGCAGUUUAUCCUGGCCAAGCAGGAGCCCUCCCCGGGAAAGGUGAUCCUCACCACCCCCGACGGCAAUGCCGUCAAUCAGCUGCUCUUCGCCUCCCCCGAGCUGGCCGGACAGCAGAUCCAGUUUGUGACAGACGAUGGCUCGGACCAGUCGCUCGCCAAACCUGUCGUGGAGUACUGCGUCGUGUGUGGAGAUAAGGCCUCAGGGCGUCACUACGGAGCGGUGAGCUGCGAGGGGUGCAAGGGCUUCUUCAAGCGAAGCGUGAGGAAGAACCUGGUGUACACCUGCAGGGGGUCGGGCGAGUGCGUCAUCAACAAGCACCACCGCAACCGCUGCCAGUACUGCCGCCUGCAGCGCUGCAUCUCCUACGGCAUGAAGCAGGACUCUGUGCAGUGCGAGCGGAAGCCCAUGGAGGUGUCCCGGGAGAAGCCCGUCAACUGCGCCGCCUCCACAGAGAAGAUCUACAUCCGAAAGAACCUCUGCAGCCCUCUGGCCGCCACGCCCACCUUUGUGACGGACAAGGAGACCGCCAGGUCCACCAGCGUACUGGAGUCUGGUAUGUUGUUGAAUAUCCAGCAGCCGUUUCCUAAACUGGAGAACACCAUCAUGGUCCCGUCAUCCCCAGAGAAGUAUGACCCCUGCCAGGAUGACCUGAGCACCCUGGCCAACGUGGUCACGUCGCUCGCCCACCUGAGCAAGGCGAGGGAGAUGAGUGACAGCAACACGGACCUAUCGCUGAUGGAGACGCUGAGCAACGGGGACGGGUCACUGGCCGAGGUGCAGGGGGAGGAGCAGAGCACCACCGACAUCUCGCGGGCGUUUGACACCCUGGCCAAGGCGCUGAACCCGGUAGACAACUCUGCGGGGGAGGCCAUGGAGGCCAGCAUGCACCUGGUCUCAGGCGACCAAUCAGGCGCCGUGGUGGAGCUGGAAGGCCCGCUGCUCUCCGACAUGCACGUUCCCUUCAAGCUAAUGAUGCCAUUGCCGGUGCCAGAGUACCUCAACGUCAACUACAUCUGUGAGUCGGCCUCGCGACUGCUCUUCCUGUCUAUGCACUGGGCACGCUCAAUACCAGCCUUCCAAGCUCUGGGCCAUGACAACAACAUCAACCUGAUGAAGGCGUGCUGGAACGAGCUGUUCGCCCUGGGCCUGGCGCAGUGCGCGCACGUGAUGAACGUGGCCACCAUCCUGGCCGCCAUCAUCAACCACCUGCAGAACAGCCUGCAAGAAGAGAAAGUGUCGGCGGAGCGGGUGAAGCUGGUGAUGGAGCACAUCUGGCGCAUGCAGGAGUUCUGCAACAGCAUGUCCAAGCUGGCGCCCGACGCCUACGAGUACGCCUUCCUCAAAGCCAUCGUCCUCUUCAGCCCCGACCACCCAGGCAUCGACAACACGCUGCAGAUCGAGAGCUUCCAGGAGAAGGCCUACGUGGAGCUGCAGGAUUACGUAACCAGGACGUACCCGGAGGACACGUAUCGGCUGUCGAAGCUGCUGCUGCGCCUGCCCGCCCUCAGGCUGAUGAGCGCCGCCGUCACCGAGGAGCUCUUCUUCGCCGGCCUCAUCGGCAACGUGCAGAUCGACAGCAUCAUUCCCUACAUCCUCAAGAUGGAGUCCACCGACUACAGCAGCCAAGUCAUCACCCACGUCAUCCAGUAACGGAGUGGCCGGUCGCCUGAGCGACGGGGUCUCCGGGCAGACUGUCCACACUGCUACGCGAACGAGCAGUCAGAUCAGUGCCUCAGUCUUGCGUACAUUCUGAACGUUCAAGUGUCAAAAAAAGUCAUCGAAGAGUCAUCCGGACGAUGAAGGCUCCUGACUAGAACUGUCGUUUUUUGUUUUUUCUUGUGUCGGCUCAAUCAGCUAAUUGCAUUUACUCCAUAGCAUCCAUUCUAUCACCUCCGUUAUCUAUACAAGGGAAUCUGCAGACUGGAAAACAGCUGGAUUAUAAAUUCAAACAUGUAAAAACACAGAACUGCAGAUCCCUGUAGCAAAAAGAUUGUGGUCUUUCACUUUGCGAAUGGGACUGAAAUGGUAUUGGACUGCACGUGCAGAAGAUCUAAACAGGCCUGUACCUAGGAUCAGAGGAGGCCUUGGUUUUGCUUUUAAUUUUUAUUUUAUUUUAUUUUAUUUUGUUUUUUACUCCCCAAAGCCUUUGUGUUAAUACAGUCCCCUUGUGUGUGAAUCAAUCAUGGAAUGCGAACAUUAUUCUCUUUGACUUUGGAAGGUUUCUUGUCUAGUAUUUGUUUCUUGCCCCCUUUCUACUUCCUAACUGAAGUCAUACCAUGCUUUCCUGAAAACCCAGCGUCUCCCACUUCCAUGAUGGGAGCACUGCUGUUGGAAGUGCGUUCAUUCCUCAAACACACUUUGCCCAAGAGUGUUUCCCACACUGCACACUGCAGUUAGAGCUAGUUAUGUUUGGAUGCGAGGCACAUCUCUCAUUGAUAACUGGUAACCUCUUAGAGGGGUUUUUGCAGUGUUAUUAUCCUCUCAUUUUUUGAAGACUUUAGUCUCAACAAAUCCUCAAAGUAUAUGCGUAUAUAGACUACGGCAGAUAAUUCGGUUUUCUGUAUCAGAGCAAUGCUCACAUUGUAACUUCAGUAGCUUGGACCUGCCCAUGGGAUGCUCUUUUGUGUAUAUAUAAAUAUGUAUAUAUAAUUAAGAAAAGACUAUCAAGGCCCAUGGUGCUUUGCACAUGCACCCAUGAACUUUGAAACGUGUUGAUGGAAUUGCUUAACGAAAUAAACCAUCCGAGAGAACCACAAA
This is a messenger RNA of Anguilla rostrata (American eel), 3333 nucleotides long. It is a transcript of the gene nr2c1, whose product is annotated as nuclear receptor subfamily 2, group C, member 1. The transcript has 14 exons. Lineage: Eukaryota; Metazoa; Chordata; Actinopteri; Anguilliformes; Anguillidae. The record is from RefSeq and is a predicted model, not a curated record. The coding region runs from base 430 to 2226 and encodes 598 amino acids. Gene Ontology annotation, molecular function: nuclear receptor activity; zinc ion binding; RNA polymerase II cis-regulatory region sequence-specific DNA binding. Gene Ontology annotation, biological process: negative regulation of transcription by RNA polymerase II; cell differentiation; anatomical structure development.